Messenger RNA from Pteropus alecto (black flying fox), 1740 nucleotides. It is a transcript of the gene PPIE, whose product is annotated as peptidylprolyl isomerase E. Gene Ontology annotation, biological process: protein folding; protein peptidyl-prolyl isomerization. The transcript has 10 exons. Lineage: Eukaryota; Metazoa; Chordata; Mammalia; Chiroptera; Pteropodidae. The record is from RefSeq and is a predicted model, not a curated record. Bases 48 to 953 code for a protein of 301 amino acids. Gene Ontology annotation, molecular function: peptidyl-prolyl cis-trans isomerase activity; RNA binding. Gene Ontology annotation, cellular component: intracellular membrane-bounded organelle.
GGGGCGGGCAGGCGCCCGCUUCCGGAGAGAGAGAGCGCGGGAGCAAGAUGGCCACUACCAAGCGUGUGCUGUACGUGGGUGGACUUGCAGAGGAGGUGGACGACAAAGUUCUUCAUGCUGCUUUUAUUCCUUUUGGAGACAUCACAGAUAUUCAGAUACCUCUAGAUUAUGAAACAGAAAAGCACCGAGGAUUUGCUUUUGUUGAAUUUGAGUUGGCAGAGGAUGCUGCAGCAGCUAUUGACAACAUGAAUGAAUCUGAACUCUUUGGACGGACAAUUCGCGUCAAUUUGGCCAAACCAAUGAGGAUUAAGGAAGGCUCUUCCAGACCAGUUUGGUCAGAUGAUGACUGGUUGAAGAAGUUUUCUGGGAAGACUCUGGAAGAGAAUAAAGAAGAAGAAGGCUCAGAGCCUCCCAAGGCAGAAACCCAGGAGGGAGAGCCCACAGCAAAAAAGGCCCGGUCGAAUCCUCAGGUGUACAUGGACAUCAAGAUUGGGAACAAGCCAGCCGGCCGCAUCCAGAUGCUCCUACGUUCAGACGUCGUCCCCAUGACAGCUGAGAAUUUCCGUUGCCUGUGCACCCACGAGAAGGGCUUUGGCUUCAAGGGAAGCAGCUUCCACCGCAUCAUCCCCCAGUUCAUGUGCCAGGGCGGCGAUUUCACCAACCACAAUGGCACUGGGGGCAAGUCCAUCUACGGGAAGAAAUUCGAUGAUGAGAACUUUAUCCUCAAACACACAGGACCAGGCCUGCUCUCUAUGGCCAACUCUGGCCCAAACACCAAUGGCUCCCAGUUUUUCCUGACGUGUGACAAGACAGAUUGGCUGGAUGGCAAGCACGUGGUAUUUGGGGAGGUCACAGAAGGCCUGGAUGUCUUGCGGCAGAUUGAGGCCCAGGGCAGCAAAGAUGGAAAGCCAAAGCAGACGGUGAUCAUCUCUGACUGUGGGGAGUACGUGUGAGAGGCACGUUCUGUGCGCUGCCCCUACUCUAGGAGCAGUCAGCCUGGGGAACCAGCACACAAGGGUGUCCCGUUAAGCAGGGGUCUGUGUCAUGGCCCUUCUCAGGGUCAGCUUGGAGCAGCUCCUCUGCAGGCAUGGCCUGGGUUCUUCUGGCUCUUUCCCAAGCGAGACUGUGGGCCUGGGAGCCAGCGCAGGCACCAAGCCACUCUCCCCACUGUGGAUGGCUGUGCAUAGCUGUUGCAGCUUUGCUGCCAGGGCGUCUCCUGGGCCCACCAGUGUGUCUUCUGGAUGUUUCCUGUGGUAAAAUAAAUUCUAGUUCCUAUGCUGCUGCCUCCAGCUAGUUCCUGGGAAAUGUCAGAGGCUGCGUCUAUGGCCAAGGUAGGCUGGUGAGGGAGUAGGGCAUAGUGUCUUCCCCAUAGCGUUUUUUUCCUUCCUUGGAUGUGUUCCCUGAGAUGCCAGGGGCUGUAUCUUCAAGCUAGAUAUCCUUGUCAGACCAUUGUCAAGACAACGGAAAUCAAAGAUAUUGGGAAAGUUCCCAUCUGCUGCCUGUACUCCUAAACUCAAGCUGUUCAGUCAUAGCCAGCAAACAUACUUAUCAGUCUCAAUGAUUCAUUUAUUUAUUCAGUUUUAUUCUACAGAAUUUAAAAAAUGAAACUUAUAACUCAAACUGCCUUCUCUAUGCCAGGUACUUUGCUUAUUUGUCAGACAGGAGGUCAGCACAUUAUGCAGGCUUAAUCCAGCCUGCUGACUGUUUUUAUGAAUAAAGUUUUAUUGGAACACAGCCAUA